Molecule: messenger RNA, 980 nt
Organism: Cylicocyclus nassatus
Lineage: Eukaryota; Metazoa; Nematoda; Chromadorea; Rhabditida; Strongylidae
Source: the annotation of a GenBank genome assembly
GUUGUAUAUCACUACUAAGUUUCGAGGUUGUUCAGAUGACGGACCUUAUGCCAAUCAUUCGGGUUCGCCGCAAACGCUCGGCAGAUCCACAUGCGGCUCUCAUCAUGGAAACGAAGAAAAGAAAAGAGGAUCCUCUAUUAUUUUCGUUGUUCAAAACCGACAACUUUAAUGAAGGACUGGAUGGUAUCAAUGAUGGAGUGCGGGUUAUAGAUUUCAAACCGCAUGGGUCAGAGAUAGGCCCUGGCCGCGGUCUUGAAUUUAUCGGCGAGCUUAUUGAACCAGGCGGAGCUGAUGAUUCCAUGCUAGACCAUCCUCCAUAUGUGGAAGAAGGUGUUGGCUUUGAUUACUACAAAAUUUAUCGAGGUUCGAUGACAGAACCUAUACGGCAGUGGGACUCUGACAUCGAGCUACGAUUUGCUACAGAGGAAGAACAGUCGCUUUUACUUGGAAACUCCGAUUCCGAAAGCGAAGGUGCUGCUGAUGACGAUGAUGACUCUAAUGACGAAAAUAAUUGGCGGAAUGAUUAUCCGGAUGAAGAAGAGGAUGAUGACGAUGAUACUGAAGAUGAGGAUGUCGAUUACUAUGAUGACGACGAUAAGGCAUAUAGACUUACUCUGCAAGAGAACAGCGAAGAGUCUCCGUUAGCUCUUGAAAGAAUGCGACGACGUCUUGAAGGCUUUGCCAUGGAAGCGUAUGAAGGGGAAGAAGACUCCGAUGACGAUGUUAGCGUGCAUGGUGAGAUUUCGGCUCCUAGCAAUGAUGAAGAUGACAACUAUGACGAGAGAUAUCGCGAAGAUUGACAUUUCGAUUUUACUUCUUGCCACGUUAAUUAUCGUUUGACCGGUGUUUCUGAAUGAUCUUGAUGACCAUUUUCUUGUUUUCUGCCAUGUAUAACAUGGUCUCAAUUGUACAGAUUUCCAAAUUAAUAUCGUGCUCACAUGAAGACUAAUUGCUCUAUAGAGAUGAAUCUUUUCUCAAAU